This is a messenger RNA of Sorghum bicolor (sorghum), 1150 nucleotides long. RefSeq names its product 14-3-3-like protein GF14-A. The record is from RefSeq and is a predicted model, not a curated record. Gene Ontology annotation, biological process: signal transduction. Lineage: Eukaryota; Viridiplantae; Streptophyta; Magnoliopsida; Poales; Poaceae. Gene Ontology annotation, cellular component: cytoplasm. The transcript has 4 exons. The coding region runs from base 73 to 852 and encodes 259 amino acids.
CCAUCGAGACUCCACCCACACCCACCCACCCCCGCACGAGCCAGUAGCCACACACCCCCCCACCCCGCACCCAUGGCCGCCGCCGCCGCCGGCACCCGGGAGGAGAUGGUCUACAUGGCCAAGCUAGCGGAGCAGGCGGAGCGGUACGAGGAGAUGGUCGACUUCAUGGAGAAGGUCGUGGCGGCCGCCGCGUCCUCCGAGCUCACCGUCGAGGAGCGCAACCUGCUCUCCGUCGCCUACAAGAACGUCAUCGGCGCGCGCAGGGCGUCCUGGCGCAUCGUAUCCUCCAUCGAGCACAAGGAGGAGACGCGGGGCGCAGCGGGCCACGCCGCUGCCGCCAGAGGGUACCGCGCCCGCGUCGAGGCUGAGCUCUCCGGGAUCUGCGCGGGCAUCCUCCGCCUCCUCGACGACCGCCUCGUCCCCGCUGCCGCCGCCGUUGAUGCUAAGGUCUUCUACCUUAAGAUGAAGGGGGACUAUCACCGUUACCUCGCCGAGUUCAAGACCGCUGCUGAGCGUAAGGACGCCGCCGACUCCACGCUCGCAGCAUACCAGGCAGCGCAGGACAUCGCCGUCAAGGAGCUGCCGCCCACGCACCCCAUCAGGCUCGGCCUCGCCCUCAACUUCUCCGUCUUCUACUACGAGAUCCUCAACUCGCCCGACCGCGCAUGCUCCCUCGCCAAGCAGGCCUUCGACGAAGCUAUUUCGGAGCUGGAUACUCUUGGGGAAGAGUCCUACAAGGAUAGCACCCUCAUCAUGCAGCUCCUACGUGACAACCUCACCUUGUGGACUUCUGACAUGCAGGAGGAUGGCAGUGAUGAAAUGAGGGAUGCAAGCAAGCCUGAUGAUGAGUAGUAGUGAGACCAUCCAAGUGACUGCCAUCUCUGUCUCUUAAGUCUUAACCCUUGGGGGUAGUCGUGAUGCUUGUACAAGGACCAUUUUCGUUGUGUCCUUUAUCAUCGGGUCUGCUUACCUUUCGUUUUGUUAUAUUGCUAUUGUGGUCCCCCAUGUAUCAUUUCACCUUGCAACUGGAACCCUGUUACUGUUAGUGUGUGGGAAAGAAUAACAUAAGCCCUCUGUUAACUAGUACAUGGAUUGCCGCCAACUCUUAUGAACUAUUGAGUCUAUGAUUGAAUGGUUAUGCAUGUUGGAU